UAAAGCAGCAGUACCACUAAGUCUAGGAUGCAAAGAAAUAUGACGAUUACACAUCUUAUCACAUUUCUUCAAGUCUUGUCAUCUUGUAAAUAAGAAGCGGAUAAAGCCAUCAAGAAACCCUCAAACUGAAGAAACGUAGCAUCCUUCUUGCCUAUCAGCAAAAUGCUGGAGCUGAACUGUUCCCUCGCAGCUCUUUUCACAACUGCUGCCACAGUUUUCACUGGCACAGGCUGCCCUGAGGCUGCGGUGGUGUGUGGGAUGAAUAUCUCCUGGUUGUUGGCCAAUGCUACUGAACAAGAUCUGGAUGACGUGUGUUUGAGGGAGGAGGAGUACCUGGCCAGGUACCUGGGGCCUCCAAGGUCCCCUGUGUUUCUUCCCAUCUGUAUCACCUAUCUAACCAUCUUCAUGGUGGGCGUCCUGGGCAAUUCUCUGACUUGUGUGGUCAUUUUGCACUACAAGGCGAUGCAGACACCCACCAACUACUACCUGCUGAGCCUGGCGGUGUCUGACCUGCUGGUGCUGCUGUUGGGCAUGCCCUUGGAGCUCUAUGAGAUGUGGCAGAACUACCCCUUCCUGCUCGGUGAGGGGGGCUGCUACUUCAAAACCUUCCUGUUUGAGACCGUCUGCUUUGCCUCCAUCCUCAAUGUCACAGCACUCAGCGUGGAACGCUAUGUGGCAGUGGUCCACCCCCUGGAAGUCAAACACAUGACCACGCGUGCUCAUGUCAAGAGGGUCAUCUUCAUGCUGUGGGUGUUGUCCAUGCUAUGCGCUGUGCCAAACACCAGUCUGCAUGGGACUGUAAUGUUGCCACCAAGGUUUGGACGACAUUUUCCUCGAUCUGCUAUCUGCCUUGUGAUCAAGCCCAAAUGGAUGUACAACCUGAUCAUCCUGAUUUCCACGCUGGUCUUCUUCCUGCUCCCCAUGCUGAUAAUUACCAUCCUCUACCUGCUCAUUGGCCUGCAGCUGCACAGGGACAGGAUGAUGAUGGUGGUGGACACGAGGUGUAGCUUUGGAUUGGAAAGUUUCUCCCAGUCUUGCAGGCAGAAACUGAACAAACGCAACAUGCAAGUCACCAAAAUGCUUUGUGUGUUGGUGGUUGUGUUCGGCCUCUGCUGGGCUCCCUUCCACGUGGACCGAUUAAUGUGGAGCUACAUUGACACCUCAUCCAAGCAGCACCACAAGAUCUUCGAGCACGUCCAUGUUGUGUCGGGAGUCUGCUUUUACCUGAGCUCUGCCAUCAAUCCCAUCCUUUAUAACCUCAUGUCCUCCAGGUUCAGAGAAAUGUUCAGUCACAUAACAUGUUAUUCUAAACUGGAGUGGCCAAUACACUCCAGUUUACAAAUGAGCCAACGUAGCACACUGAGCAAGAGUAUACCUGAUAUUAUGAAAUAGGAAGGAAGAACUGAAUAAACAAGUAGAGGAAUGCAACAAAUACAAAAGAAUCUUUGUCAGAAGUCGGACAGUGGUAUGAAUCAUAUCCUGUGGCCUACAUAAAUGCCAGAUCUGGUCCAAAACUUAAGGGACAUUUUGGGCCAAACACCACCACUGCUUAAAGCUUAAUUAACUAAAUGAGCAUUUGUUUAUUAUGUUCACUGA
Molecule: messenger RNA, 1596 nt
Organism: Monopterus albus (swamp eel)
Lineage: Eukaryota; Metazoa; Chordata; Actinopteri; Synbranchiformes; Synbranchidae
Product: neuromedin-U receptor 1-like
Exons: 4
Coding region: 163-1392 (409 amino acids)
Biological process (GO): neuropeptide signaling pathway
Cellular component (GO): plasma membrane
Molecular function (GO): neuromedin U receptor activity
Source: RefSeq, a predicted model, not a curated record